ACAGAAAUGAAAGCACACCAAACUGAAGUGUGCACAGAGACAAAGAGGCUUUAUCUUUUAGCGUCUUCUUAUAAACCUUAAAAAUGAUAGCAUACUUUCCACUGGUACCCUGUUGACCAACAAUACCGGAGGCCGUCGUUGUUAACCCGGGCUCUGACCGAUCCGGGGUUAUUUGUGUGACUCUCCUGAUUCUCUCCAGCUUUGUGGAAUCUCAGUAAGAGCGAUUCCAGAUGGUUGGUCCAGAAGCUCCUCUUGUUGCUGUAGCUGGUGAAGAUCUGGUUUUGCCCUGUUUUCUCAAACCCAGCACCAGCGCUGUGGACAUGACAGUGGAAUGGAUGAGACUAGAGGAAGUGGCUUCAUUAGUGCAUCUCUAUAAGGAUCAUAAAGACAGAAAUGAAAAGCAGGCUCAGCCCUACAGAGGAAGAACAUCACUAUUUAAAGAGGAGCUACAGAAAGGCAACGCUUCACUCAAACUCUCAGCUCUCCGAGUCUCUGAUGAAGGAAGAUAUAAGUGUCUCAUUCAGGACAAAUCCUGGUAUGAUGACAUCACUGUUCACAUCGAUGUCGAGGCUCAGGGAAGCCACCCAGUGAUCAUGAUGGAGAGUUAUGAUCACUCAGGAGGGAUUAAUCUAGUGUGUGAGUCCAGAGGCUGGAAACCUGAACCUGUGGUUGUGUGGCUGGACAGAGAAGGAGCCGCUCUGCCUGCUGAAGAUACACAGACACACAGAGACAUUGAGGGCUUCAGUGUGAAACGCCACAUCACUGUUUAUGAUUAUAGCGACUCCAACAGAUAUUAUUGCAGACUUCUACAAGAACAUCACAUGAUGGAGACAGAGGUCAUCAUUAAUCGUAAAGUCUUUGAUGCUUGGAGAUGGGUUGUCGGUGUUUCAGUUUCAGCAUGUCUUAUUGCUGUUGGAUCGAUAGUAACUGCAGUUAUCUGUUACAAGAAAGAGCUUCAGAAGCAGAAGCAAAAAGCAGCCUCAGAGCUUCAAAAGGAGAAGCAAAAUGCAGAGUUGCAGAGAAAGAGAUCAGAAGAAGAGCGAGAUAAGCUUCAAGAUGAGAAGAGAUUCACAGAGUUUAUAAAGAAUAACUUGUUUUCAGAGCUGCAGAAGCAGGAAGUGGAUGAAGUGCUUCUAAAGAAGUUAUUUGCAGUGGAUGUGACUCUGGAUCCUGAUACAGCAAAUCCAUAUCUCAUCCUGUCUGCUGAUGGAAAACAAGCGACAGAUGGAGACGAGUGGCAGAAACUCACUGAUACACCACAGAGGUUUGAAUACUAUCUCGCUGUUGUGGGAAAGCAGAGUUUCUCCUCAGGGAGAUUUUAUUAUGAGGUGCAGGUCAGAGGGAAAACUGCGUGGUUAUUAGGAGUUGUGAGAGAGAACAUUAACAGGAAGGAGGACAUUACACUGGAACCUCAGAAUGGAUUCUGGACUGUGGCACUGUGGAAUGAGAAUCAGUACUGGGCUAAUGCUGGUCCCCCUGUCCCCCUCCCACUGAGAGAGAAGCUGGAGACGGUGGGGGUGUUUGUGGAUUAUGAUGAGGGUCUGGUCUCCUUUUAUGAUGUGAAGUCCAGAUCUCAUAUCUACUCUUUCACUGCUCAGUCUUUCACUCAGAAACUCUAUCCAUUCUUCAGUCCUUGGUUCAGUUAUGAAGGUAAAAACGCAGCCCCACUCAUCAUCUCUCCUGUAUUUAAACCUGAAUGAAUUUUCACCUCACAGAUUUAAUCAUCUAUUAAAUGCUGAGAAUCAAAAAUAUUUUAUUUUUUCUGGUGAAUGUUAGAAAGACAUUUUCCCUUUUAAAGUGCUGUGCAGUUUAUUUUAAUGCCUGGGGUUUGUUUUCUCAUCAAUAAAUCAUUUGAAUCCUCCAGUCUGUUUUUUUACACAUUAUGAUUGUGGAAGUUUGUCAUUCUGAAUCAAAUCUGAAUAAAGCUGAUUUACAGUUCACACUGAGAUUUACUGCAGAAUUGAAUCUGAUCAAUAAAAUGGAUGAAGUUCAGCUGCUGAUGUCUGUGUAGAUAAAACCCAACACCACUGUGUUUCUCCUUCACACUUCAUCACACACAAACACCA
This is a messenger RNA of Neoarius graeffei (lesser salmon catfish), 2066 nucleotides long. Its product is annotated as butyrophilin subfamily 1 member A1-like. Gene Ontology annotation, molecular function: protein binding. The transcript is spliced from 14 exons. The record is from RefSeq and is a predicted model, not a curated record. NCBI's taxonomy places the organism in Eukaryota, Metazoa, Chordata, Actinopteri, Siluriformes, Ariidae. Bases 231 to 1700 code for a protein of 489 amino acids.